GUACAUGACCUUAAUGACACAGUUAGUACUAAAAUUGAAUAGCAAUGUGACCUAUCAAAAGAUAAUAGGAUUUGGAGGAGCCUUCACAGAUGCUGCUGGGAUUAAUAUUCUCAACUUGACUGCACUCACUCAGGAAAAGCUACUAAAGUCUUAUUUCUCUUCUGAAGGUAUAGAGUACAAUCUGGGACGUAUCCCGAUGGCUAGCUGUGAUUUUUCAACACGACUUUACUCCUACGAUGAUGAGCCUGGUGACCUCAAUUUGACGAAGUUUUCACUUGCAACAGAAGAUUUUAAGUAUAAAAUCCCAAUAAUUCUUGCUGCCCAACGGUUAUGUAAAAAGAACAUUACUUUAUUUGGAAGUCCGUGGAGUGCACCUGCCUGGAUGAAGACCAAUAACAAAAUGACUGGCAGAGGUACACUGAUUGGCAAACCAGGUGGACAGUACUAUAAAGCAUGGGCUACAUAUUUCGUCAAGUUUCUGCAGGAGUAUAAGAAGCAUGGAGUGGACAUUUGGGGUGUAACAGGACAGAAUGAACCAUCAGAUGGUAACAUCUUUAAUUUCAAGUUCCAGGCCAUGGGUUGGUCUCCUGAAACACAGAGAGAUUUCAUAGCAAUGGAUCUCGGCCCUGCAAUGGUUCAGUCUGGGUUUGAUCAUGUGAAAAUCAUGAUUAUGGAUGAUACCAGACUGUUUUUGCCUAUAUGGGCAGAAGAGGUGUUCAAGAAUACAGAAGCAGCCAACUUUGUCUCAGGAAUAGCAGUGCAUUGGUACCAAGACUUCAUUGUACCAGCAAAUGUCUUGACAUCUACUCACGAAAAAUUCCCAGAUAAAUUCAUCCUGUCUACAGAGGCAUGUCUUGGAUCUAUGCCUUGGGAUGGUCAACAUGUCCAGCUUGGAAGUUGGUACCGAGGGGAAACCUAUGCACAUGACAUCAUAGAGGAUUUGAAUCAUUGGGUAACAGGAUGGACAGACUGGAACAUUGCCUUAAACAUGGAAGGAGGUCCAAACUGGGUCAGCAAUUUUGUAGACAGCCCAAUUAUUGUCAAUGCUGAAAAAGAUGAAUUCUAUAAACAGCCCAUGUUCUAUACAAUGGGCCACUUCAGUAAAUUCCUUGUUCCUGGAUCACAGAGAAUAGAAAUACAGGGUAAUGUUCCUGAGAAGGAGGUUUUCAUGGUUGCAUUUAAAAGACCAGAUUCCUUAUUGGUCUUCAUCAUACUAAACCGGUCAGAGUUGAGUGGAUCUGUUUCACUGACAAGUACAGGCCAUGAUUUCAUGAAUCUUUACUACCCUCCUCGUUCCUUACAAACAGUCCUGAUGAGACAAUAGUAAUGUGAUAUUAGGUAAUCAAAGUGAUGGCUGUGAUUGAAGAUGGAUUCCAUUCUUUUAACUGAUCGAACACAAAGUAGCUUACAGUGUCUAUCAUUUGUGAAUGAUUUCCUAGAAGUGCAAAGAAAGACUUUAAAGUUACAAAAGAAAAUGAUUAUCUACAGUGCUUAGAACUCAUACAUUUUGUAUUGAACUCCUAAUUUUGGAAUGGGUUUCUUUUGAUUUAUUUAGAGGCAAAAACCAUGAGAUAAUUUUCUGUAACACGUGCUGAAAAAUUUAUCUUUUUAAAAUAAUAAAGCUUACGUGUUGAUUGACCUGAAUUAAGCUCCAGGCCAAAGUGACUCGAUAUAAUUUUCCAAAGUUCUAUUGGACCAAGAAUUUCAUUGAUAGGCAUUCAGUGUCGACCUUUUUAUGUUAUUCUUGGUGUUCAUAAAUCACGUUUGAACUCAAUAUACAUGGUAACGAGUGAUUCAUGUAUACAUGUUUGAUUUUAUAUUACAUUAAAUUAUAGUUGGAUAUGAGAAAAAUUACAGCUCUUAUUCUUUGCCAAUCAAAAAAGAAACUGUAAGUAUUAAGUACUACAAUUUUUGUGAAUUGUUGACAUGAAAAUCUUGAUAAACAUCUGUCACACAAGAGGUUAAAGAAAUAAUGUGUAUUCUAUGAUUUUAUUUACUCAACUAUGUGGGGCUAGCUACUCAUUGUAAGCAAUAUUUGGUCAGGUACAUAACCUUGAUUUAUCCUGAUAUCCUAUGUUUUUUAGAACCAACAAAUGGCCUCAAGGCCCCCAAACUGUACCUGAAACAUGGAAUACAAUUAUUUCUGAGUUAUAGAGUUAUCUCCCUUGUUUGAUUUUCAUCUGAAUCCGUCAUCUGACUUCUUCAGUUGCCAUAACUUAACACAAUGUUCUACUGUGUUUUCAAGUAUUAUAGAUGUAUGGUUAUCUUCAUUUUAGAUGUGUAAAGCAAUGAAUAAAUCCCAUA
Molecule: messenger RNA, 2304 nt
Organism: Ylistrum balloti
Lineage: Eukaryota; Metazoa; Mollusca; Bivalvia; Pectinida; Pectinidae
Product: lysosomal acid glucosylceramidase-like
Exons: 9
Coding region: 5-1324 (439 amino acids)
Biological process (GO): glucosylceramide catabolic process
Molecular function (GO): glucosylceramidase activity
Source: RefSeq, a predicted model, not a curated record